This is a messenger RNA of Fusarium graminearum PH-1, 591 nucleotides long. RefSeq lists its product as uncharacterized. The transcript is spliced from 2 exons. Bases 1 to 591 code for a protein of 196 amino acids. NCBI's taxonomy places the organism in Eukaryota, Fungi, Ascomycota, Sordariomycetes, Hypocreales, Nectriaceae. The record is from RefSeq and is a predicted model, not a curated record.
AUGCAGCGAAACAACCCACCAUCACCACCAAAGACUACCCAGGAACCACCACCCAAAUCCCCUAAUCUAGUGUCUCAUGAACGCUAUGAAAUGUCACGGCCGUUGGCUAUUGUCGCGUGGUUCAAUGUCGUGGGGGAGUUUGUGAGAAUACACAACAACAUCUACGUCGCAAUCAUGUUGCCAUUUCACUACUUCAUCUUCACCCUCCUCACCAUCGUGGGCUUGAGCUUCAGUUUACCCACACAAACACUAGAAGCCCAGCCCGCACCAACACUAUCGCACGCACUCCCCGACACGACAAGCAUGCCUGACCCCCUGGAGGAAAGACAGGAGAGAAACAACGCCAACCCAUCCGUCUUCAACCCGCCCGUCACGGCGGCGCCCGACCAGGCGGAGAAGCUAGAGAGCAUGGGUUGGAGGCAGACGACGUACUACGAGUGCAGGACUAGAGGCGGACAGGAACGCUGCGGGUGGCAUAUCCCUGUUUACAAGGCUGCUGCUGAGGGUCGGAGAGGGGAGAUUGUGGGGUGGAAGGUUGUCGUUGGGAUUGCUUUGGGGUUGGCGAUGUUGUUGUAUGGAGGGUGGUGGUGA